This is a messenger RNA of Anastrepha ludens (Mexican fruit fly), 8307 nucleotides long. RefSeq names its product zinc finger protein rotund. Bases 89 to 2347 code for a protein of 752 amino acids. The record is from RefSeq and is a predicted model, not a curated record. Gene Ontology annotation, biological process: regulation of transcription by RNA polymerase II. The transcript has 3 exons. Lineage: Eukaryota; Metazoa; Arthropoda; Insecta; Diptera; Tephritidae. Gene Ontology annotation, molecular function: DNA-binding transcription factor activity; RNA polymerase II cis-regulatory region sequence-specific DNA binding.
UAAAAAAAUAAAAUAACUUGAAAUUAAGAGUAGUUUUUAAAAAAUAUUUGAACUAAAACAAAGUGAAAACCUUAUAAAGUCAACCGCAAUGGAAGGCCGUCUCAUCGAGUACCGUCCCAUUGGUGGCGGCCUGGACUACCACCACAAUUCGCCAUUGAUAGGCGAAAUACCGCCCGCUGGUGGCGAUUACACGCAUGCCGUCCAUCGAUCCAUCGAUCAGUUGCGUAACAGUUUGAAUGAGCGAGUGGCACUAGGACCGCUAAGCGUUUUCUCGAAUUCCUCGGCCGAUCUGCGCUCAUCAGUAUUAUCCUACAGCCAGCAACAACAACAGCAGCAACAAGCCGCACAACCGCAACUUGGCCAACCACAUCCCGGCCAUCAGCAACAGCAGCAGCAGCAGCAGCAACAACAACAACAACAACAACAACUAACCGCACAAUACGCGCAACUGGCAGCUGCUAGUGCGAGUAAUGCCAGCGGCAGCGAUUUACAUGCACAACAACAGAAAGUUAGCACCACCACAGGUGUAGCGCAAUCCAGCGCUGUAUCAGUUGCCAGUGUCAACAGCAAUAACAACAAUAAUGGUGUUGGAGGUGGUGGCGCGGGUGGAGGUGCAGUUCCAGUUAAGCUGACAGUCGACACAAAUGCCAUUGUCAGUUCGACGGUGCCGAAUGGCGCACCUACGGUGGCUGGCAGUGGUGGAAGCGGCACAGUUUCUAGCGGUCCAGGCGGUGGUGGUGGACGUGGUCGCAAAGCGCGUAUUUAUCCAAACCCCAAUCAGCACAUCAUUGUGACCAGCAAUAGUGUGGAUCACCAUCACGCAGCCGCUGGACGGCAUCAUCAUAUUGGCACUGUUAGUGAUGGCGGCGGCGGAAGUGUCGGUUCAACCACCAGUUCACCGCGGCAUAUGGACGUCAAGGAUCCAAAGAUUUUCAGUUCGAAAGCAGACCUUCAGCUACAUACCCAAAUUCAUAUGCGCGAAGCCAAGCCCUACAAGUGUACGCAGUGUUCCAAGGCUUUCGCCAACUCUUCCUACCUGUCGCAGCACACUCGCAUCCAUCUCGGCAUCAAGCCGUAUCGCUGCGAGAUUUGCCAACGCAAAUUUACCCAACUGUCACAUCUGCAACAACACAUCCGCACCCACACUGGUGACAAGCCCUACAAAUGCCGACAUCCCGGCUGUCAGAAAGCGUUCUCACAACUCUCCAAUCUGCAAUCGCAUUCGCGCUGCCACCAAACGGAUAAGCCGUUCAAAUGUAAUUCCUGCUAUAAAUGUUUUUCGGAUGAACCAUCGCUGCUCGAUCACAUUCCGAAGCACAAGGAGUCUAAGCACCUGAAGACACACAUCUGCCAAUAUUGCGGCAAAUCCUACACACAAGAGACAUAUCUCACCAAGCAUAUGCAGAAGCAUGCGGAGCGCACCGACAAGCGGCCGCCAAUAGCGACACUUAAUGCGAGUGGUAAUGCCGUCGGGCCGGGUACGGCUAUAGGCGGCAGUGCCAAUAGCUUAAACAAUAGCGCGUCGGGUGGCAACGCCAAUGGCGGCAAUUUAGCGGGUAGUGGUGUUGUUGGUGCGGCGGGUGGUGGUUUAGGUGGUACAAGCACGAGCGCAAGUGGCUUGUCGAAUGCGAAUCCGCAUAAUCGUCAAACUCUAGGCUUGCCGCCGGUGUCAAUAGCGCCCACCGAGCAUUCCUAUUGGCCCAAGGUUAGUCCGGACUCGGCGGCCAAUAUGACGGACGUCAUGCAUCAGCAGCAACAGCAACAUCAGCAGCAACAACAACAACAUCAGCAACAACACCAUCACCAACAGCAACAGCAACACGGCGGACAGCAGCACCAUCACCAGCAGCAACAACAGCAGCCGCAGCAGCAACCACCGCAACAACAACAGCAUAUGGACUUUCCGCCGGUAAAUACGGGUGGAGGUAGUGCGAGUGGUGGUGGAGGCGGUGCUUCAGGGGGACCUCCAAACGGACAUGGUGAAUUGCAGGCGCAUCACCGCAUGAGUGACAAUGGCCGUGAGGAUAUCGUAUCCACACCUUCCACGGUCGGUCCUUACGAUGCGGCCAGUAUUACGAAGACCACCAGCAAUUCAGCAUUCACACCCAUCAAUUCAAUGCCGCCGCACUUGAACACACUCAGUCACCAUCCCAUGGCACAGCGGCCCUAUCUCUAUGAUGCUAUAAGUUUCCAGAAUAAAAAUGUCAAUCAAAACAAUUCGAACUCAUUUCCAAAUCAACUGAUAUCGCUGCAUCAAAUAAGAAACUAUGCGCACCAACCGGCAGGUUUAAUGGCCGGCGAACAUUUACUGGGCGUUAGUGUGGGGCCCGGUAAGGACAAGGGAUAGCUGUACUUUUAAGUGCGAAAGCACUGCAGAUAGAAGGAGGAUUGCCUAAUAGAUGAGCUCAGAGGAUGUGUGAACUAAGAAUGGCAAAUUUCCGAAGGGUAAUAAAAAGAAAGAUGUCAUACUUUAUAAGGAAUGCAGUGAGUGAAUUAAAUGAUGAGGUAGUGAGUAAGAAAAGGCAGUAUGGUGUGCCCAGUAUGCAAGGUGGUCCAAAUAUAGGUUUUUUUUUUAAUCAGCUUGAAAUGAAAUGCUCGGAAUCUUAUCAUUAACAGUUAACACAGCUCCGCAAAAUGAAAGGACUCAUUUUAGGCUUAAAAAGCGUUGAGAAAUAUUUCAAACUUAUUUCUAAUGGUAGUGUUGGGCUGCUCAAAUAUGUGUUUAUUGAGGCAAAUUUCGAAAAGUGGACUCCCACUGAAUGGAUCGAGAGCACAGACAUAAGUUUGAACGAUCUCCGGUUAUGAUUCAUAUAUUUUAAUGGUAAUGUGAAGAGUUUCCAAUGAAGCAAAAAUUAACAGAAAGAAAAGAUAAGUGCCAAUUUUUUCACUUUUAAAAAGAUACUUUUGUUUAGAACACCCUGUAUGCAUGCGCGCAGAAAAGAAUAUGAAAGAGUUAGUCGCACUGCCGAGCGGGGGCGGCAAUUCUUCAUCAAUUUCAAUACGUCCUCCGUGUGCGCCACAUGUGUAAAAUAUGACAAGGAUACGUUUUUUCUUCUAAGUAGUUAAGUUAUUAUUUUGUUUGUAUGCAGUUAUGUGAAAGUUUAUUGUACACCUAUUAAGAUUAUUUAGUUAAGGUAUGAAAUAAGUUCGAACAAUUCACUUACCGUCCAUUCACUUUGAAGUUUUAUCGGAUAAUACGUCAAUCUCUACAAUGCCUUUGGUCUCGAAUUUCUUGCGCAUCGUAAAUCAUUAUUUCUAGAGCAUCCAAAUCGAUCAUCCGGUGCUCUUUUUUCUUGUACAAGUCGCCACAGGAAUUCUUUGUGCAUCAGCUGAGUUUUUGUUUUUAAGGUUUCCAGAAAUCUACCCUUUUAACCCAGUGCAUUAGGCUACAUAUUUCUACGCCUUCUGUUUCGAUACAUCAUUUUGCAGACUUUUCCAAGUUGUCAUAUGAGUUUACAAUACCCUUCUUAGGAGAACUUACACGAAAAAUAUUGGUCGGGCGAAAUUUGUUGUAACAUCAAAUUUUCAUCAUCUCUCAAACCAUUUUUUUCUUUAUGAAGCGUACUAUGUUUAACAAAAAGCUCAUUAAUUCUCUUUGUUGUAAACAAAAUGACGCAAGUAGAUUUGAGAUCUUUUCUAAGGCAACGGACAUCAAUUUUUGGUGCGGUAUCUACUGCUUUCUGCCAAUUAUAUCCUUAAUUUGUUUUUUCGUUUUUCGCAAUUGCCCAAUAUUUCCCAAUGGGUCGCAAUCGUGGACAGUUUGGUGGGUUGUGGUCAUGUUUUUGCAAGCGGUCAUUCAAAUAAAAUUUUUGAUUUUUAGAGACCGUGGUAAUGAACGUUUUGCAAUUCAUACUACACUAGCAGAUGGUUUGCCAAACCAAAUAUUUUUUAGGGAACUUGCCCAAAAAGUUUACUUUUCCUCCAUUUUUACUAAAUUUUUUUCGUACUCACAUUUCUAGUGACUUGCUUAGGGAGCCGAUUUGUCAAGAGUGCACGAGAAAGCUGCUUACUGAGCAAACCUGUUAAUAUGGAGUUCAUGAUGCAACUCUAGCAAAUUGAAAGUAACUUUUUAUAUUUUUUUUUUUUUGGCUUUGGGUCAAAUAAAGUAAGACUUUUAGAAGUAAUCCGCCAGAAAGUUGGAAAACGCUUUCUCAAACUAUUCGUACUUUCUGUUUCUUCGCGAGGGAAAGCAAACAUUUUUGCUAGAAAAGUUAAAUCGAAAAGCCCUUUUUUGUCUGACAGCAGCCUGAGGCACAAACAGAGAAACGGGAAUGAGAUUCGUUCGCGGUUACAAAACUCUCAUCAAGGCGAAUUUGAAUUGUUGAGAUCGACGUGGGAACGUGGGGUAUUUGAUGGUGGGCAAACCAAGUUCACGAACAGUUCACUGGUCACUGGUGAUUACUACAGAAGGUCGAGCAACUAACUAGAAAUUGAUUUACCAGUCAAUGAAUCAACCAAUGAGCAAAUUAGCUACAAGUAUAUAGACUAUUCAAUUAUGAGUAAAAAUAUAAAAAUAGCUGAGCGUAAAAUCAACAGACUUUUAAAUAGUGAAUUCAUGAAUUUAAUUAAAGUAAUGGGGAGAAGUUGAAGAGCAGUAAGUGUUGCAAAACAAAUACAUAUUUAUAUAAAAAUAUACAUACAUACAUGUACUUGUAUAUACCUAUAAAUAAUAGUAAUUGUAAUUUUAAUUGUUUAAUGACUCAAAACUAAUUUAAGUGCAUUUAAGUCCAUAGCAAACGAAACGAAAGGUUAAAAUAUAAACAAAUUCAAAUGUUUGACUGUAAUUUUACAUACAUUUAUUUAUAAUACUUACAUAAGUCUAACUGUGUACUAUUAAACAUGCGUACAUAAACUAGCACAAAUAAAACACCAUCACAUUAAGAAAGAAAAUAUACAACAAAUAUUUAUGCAGGAAACGGGCAUGAAAAUACAACUAACUAUUAUUAAUUAAUAACAAUUUAUGUAAAAAGAAAAACAAAAAGUAUGAGUAAAAAAUAUGCAUUGCGCAUAAAAAUAUGCAAAACAGAAUAUAUAUGAAAAAAAAAUUAUUAAAAUUAAAACAGCAUUAACUAAUAAUUAAAAAGGAUUUGUAAACCUAUAAAAAAUUAAAAAAAUAUAUAUAUAUAUUAAUGCUAAAUGAUUAUAAAUCAUCAAAAAGUUCAGUUAAUUUCCUUGCAUUACUUCGCCAGUGAAAUUAAUAAUAUUCUCUACGCGCGCAGUUGAAUCACUGCUUAUUGCCCGACUCCACGAUUUGCAAAACUUUGUUCUAAUUUUCAAUGAUUGACCUACUAAAUUUUUUUGGCAGCAUGCGCUGUCUUUUUUUGGUCGUAGUGGUACUGAGAAAAUCAUAGAAUUUUCGCUUUUCUCCUUACUUUUAUUCUAGAACGUUGUAGCCCCCAACUGGCUGCAUUGAAUACAAGGUAUUCUAAAAGUGACGCCUAGAUGACAGUAGUGAAUAAUUCCUGGACGGUAAUGACGGUUUUUAAUGUCAUCUUAGACAUUUGUGAAGCAAACAGAUGUAGAAUGUCGCAGGAUAAAACAAAGCUAAUUUUCUGUGAAUUGUGUGGACAAAACAGGUGCAAACUUAUAAUAAAGAACUAAGAAGAAGGAGAGCAACGCUAUAAAAUCACGUAAACGUAUGCAAAUUAUCUCUAAGAACAACACAUCGCAAAAUUAAUGAUUUUUUGAGUCCACAAUUGAAAGGUUGGUGGAAAAAUUUCUAAAAAUUGGUUCUAUCGAGUAUAGAAAAAGGACUGAAAGCCUUAAAACUGGACGUUCUGUUGAGAAAAUUGUUGCUGUAGCGCAAAGUGUUGCUGAAAAAAUUCAGGGUCUUACAGUUUUAAGCCGACCCCGAACGGCAAAUGGUUUUUAUGAUGAGCCUUUCCAUGGCAGAAAUACCAUCAUUAGAAGAAACUUUCUCUUCAUUUUGCUGUUUCACGGACGAGCAUUCGAACCUAUGCACUACCAAAUGGUAAUCACGCUACGGCGGUCGCCACCCAAAAGAUUAUGACACCCAAAAUAAGCCAUAAGACAAAUGUAUUUUCAUGUAGACAUAAUAUUUUGUGUUUUGUGUCUUUGAAUAAAACUGAGUUAAAAAAAACCGUACAGUUUAUCUGUCACAUAAAUAUGUCACUUAAGACACUUGAACGAACCUCGUUUGGUCAAGAAAAAAUUUUUGUUUUUUAACAAUGGAUCAGAAAAUAAAAUACAGGAAACAAAAGUAAAAAAUCUUUUUUGGUUUCUGUUUUACACGCUUUUAAAGAAACACCCACCAUUUCAUGAGGAGGGGCCUUAAUAAUGAUUUUGAGUUUCUAAAAUACCCAUUAACAAGGGAUUUCAGCAGUCCAUCAUCUAGUAACCAACAUUACUAGACAAAAACAUAUAAAUUUGUAGUUGGAUCAUGGACUGCUGAAAUCCCCUUGGUAGCGAACGUGUUAAUGUUGUAUUCCCACGGCUCAUUCGUAAUUCACUUUAGUAGCCUCCGCUCUUGUUCUUGUGCUUUGCUACAAGUAUUAUUAUUGCUUUACAACUUCGUUGAUGGUAAAAACUAAAUUUUAAGCUAAAGUUUUACUUAAUUUCUUUCUUCCAUUUGCCAACAAUAAGAAAAAGUGCCAAAAAAUGCCAGCAGGCCGGCUAAAUGGCGUUCUUAGAAAUAUUAGGCGAGCAGAUAAAUGAGUUGCGUGGCUGCCAGGAAAACUGCCAUAUGCUAUUAGAAAUAUUAGAGGAGUUACAGAAACUAGAAUACAAUUUGGUCUUCUCUACAAUUCUUGCGGUGUUCAGCAGCCUCCGCGACAUACUUUUCAAUAUCUCUUUCAGAACAUUUUUUUUUGAUUUUCUCUUCCAUUAUUAAAACUUUACUUUUUCCUGUUAUUACUCAACGUUUGUUGAUUUUGUUUUGAUUUACGCUUGCCUUUUGUUAAUUUCAAUGAAUUUUCUUUAAAAAUUGGAAAAGACAAUGCUUUGUCCGUAAUUCGCAAAUUGAAAAUGAUUUACUUACAAAUCAGGUAAUUCGCCGUUACAAUUUUGCAAGGCAAAUUACAUAGUUAGGUGGGUAAAUAGAAAAUGAAUUACGCAUGAUAGAGCGAAUUAUGAAUAAGAGAGCGAAUUAAGGAUAACAGGAUAUCAUACUAAUAUCAUGCGUUUAAAAAAUAAAUUUUUUUUUAAUUUAGUGUUUCGAAACUUAAGUUAAUGAAAUAAUUUUGCAAGGCUAUCCAAAUUCAAUGAAAAGCAAUGGUUUUGGUUAAAAAAAGUCCAAAUAACUGUAUUUCUUGGCAAACUGUAUAUCUAAAAUAACAACUUCACUCUCAGGUAUAUCCAAAGUCACUUAAAAACAUACGUCGCUCCAUUAUUUUCCCUAUCAGACGGAUCCCUGCAACUGCGACAAAAGUUCCCUUGAUACACAAAUAUUUUAUUGUCUCUUAGCAUAAUAAAUGUAUCGAUACUAAUAUUAUAUGAUUUAUCAUAAGUAGGUAGGGUGAGAUCGUGGAAGUAUCAGUCCGACACUGCCCAAGUAGCGGUAAAGCAAUACCAUUUUGAUACCAUUUUAAGACCUCCAACGGGCAGAUAUCUACAGGUAUAGCCAGCCAAAGCUGUUGAUAUAGUGGAGAAGAUUGAUAAGAUUUAGGUUGACACACUGCCCUAGGCUGUCGAAGAAAGGAGCAUCCAGUAACCUUAAUCGUCUAGCUACCAAAUCCGGACAUUUACAGUGAAAGUGCGCAACAGUCUUCGAAAGGACCCCACAGCUUCUGGAGUGAGAGUUAAAACCAUUUACCAAAACCUAGCUUUUCCGCGUCUGUGCCGAUCGUCCAAUGACCGGAAAACACCGCUACGACACAAAUUUAAUGACGUAGAGUGCCCACGAUUUUCUGCGCCCUGCGUCCAUCGUACUGGGGCCGAAGGGACACACGAAGAGCUGAAGCUCCAUCUGUUUUUCACAUCUCUGAGGAUGCAAUUCCCUUUAAAAACAGUCAGGGUGAUGCCGAUGACUGGGUAGGAGGCGAAACUUUAAAGUUCUUCAAGAAAUUAUUUUAAUUGGAAAAUCAAAAAGUGUACAUGCAGCAUUACUAUAUGAAAUCUAAAAUGCAAGUGCUUAAUUCAAAAGCAAAAAAUUUAAUUAAUUAAAACAAGAAAAAAUUUAAAAUUAAAUAAAAAAAGGAAAAAAAAUUUAAUAUUGCACGAUUUCUAUUUCACAUAAGUACUGAAGGUGUAUAAUUAUGUAUGUAUGUAUUUACUUGUAUAUUUGAAGACACGAAUGAAAAAGCUACGGAAAACAUUAUUAGUUAAUAAUAAAUAAUGAACAAAUAUGAG